UGACCAGUCAAACGUUUAAUCGCGGUUUCUCAUUCAACGGCAUGACAAAGUGUCUACACUUUUGACUGUUUUAUUCUGAAAAUAAUACGCUACUUCCGCUUCUCCUUCCUGCGCAUUUUCCAGUUAGCUUUCUGCCAACCAGCUCGUGUAUGAGAUGAAAAACAAACAUUGAUACAACUGACCAAAAUGAUCAAGAUAUUCCUCGUCUUGCUGCUCAGCGAGGCGACGUCCUCGGUAAAUUUCUCCCUUAGUUUCUUCCUGACCGCCACCUCGGGGGUUCCCAAUAUGCCACAGUUCGUGGGUGUGGUCAUGCUGAAUGACGAGGUGGUGGGCUACUAUGACAGCGACAAAGAUAUGGCCGAGCCCAAGCAGGCCUGGGUCCAAGAUUACCUCGCGAAGGACCCCAAGCACUUGAUCUGGCACGCCAACCAGUGCCGGAAACACCGGAGAGACUUCAACGCAGACAUUUACAACCUCAAGAACCAUUUCAACCAGACGGGAGACCAGCACGUCCUCCAGCGUGUGAGCGGCUGCGAGGUCGACAACGACACGGGCGCGGCGAGGGGUUUCAACCGCUACGGCUACAACGGCGAAGACUUCAUCCUGCUGGACCUGGACGCCGAGACCUGGAUCGCACCCCAGCAGGCGGCCCGCCUCACCAAACAUAGAUGGGACGCCGAGACAGCCACCAUCCAGUACAUGAAGCACUUCUACUUGAACGAUUGUCGUGACAGGAUCAAAAGCUACAUGCUCUUCGGGGGGGAGUUCCUGAACAGAAUAGUGCACCCCAAGGUGGCGCUCCUCCAGAAGACGCCCCGGUCGCCAGUCUGCUGCCACGCCACGGGCUUCUACCCGGACCACGGAGCCAAGAUGUUCUGGCGGAGAGAUGGCAAGAAGGUCCAGGAGCUACUCCGCGACGGCGGGGAGAUCCUGCCCAACCACGAAGGAACCUUCCAGAAGACCGUGUGCCUCAACGUUUCGGCCAUCCCGGAGGAUGAGUGGGCCCAAUACCAGUGCGUCUUUGAUUUCGACGCACGUAACCAGGACGAGAUGGUCGUCAUCCUGGACAAAGCUGUGAUCGAAACCAACUAUUUGUCACCGGGUCCGCCGCUGCUCGAUCCGAUGGUUGGAGGCACUGCGGUGGUUCUGCUGCUCGUGGUGGUGGGCGCCAUCGCAUCGUGCAGGUUUUGGAAAAGAGAGGGCAAAGGCUUCGACUUGGUGGCCACUAAGACCUUUUUGUCUGUGGACAUACAGGAGUGAUUGAUUCAUUGAUUCAUUCAUUCUAGUAGGAUACAAAGAUACAAUAUCGGAGUAUUUAUAGUGCAAAAAAAUAACACUGUAUGUGAGGUCAUUGGAUAUUUUUUGUUCACUUUUUUUUUGUGUGCGUUUCACGUUUGUGGUCAUAUCAGAUUGCUUAUUUCAAAAAUCGGCAAAACUGUAUUUUUAAAAAACGGUACCAGCUUUAUUGUUAUCCGGUUGUCCUGACCUCAAAUGUUUUUUCCCCCUUUGGGAAACAUCUUCCCGAGAAGGACAGAUGUCAGACGCGCUCCCAGACCGACUCACAGACAUUGCUCUCAAUCAAUAAUCUUUGUCGUUGAGGAAAGUCUACUUCAAGUUCACACGUCCUGGAGGGGCGUCUGCAGCCGGCUGCUCAUUUGGUCCGGGGGUCCGCGCUGACCCCCAAACCGCCGCCGGGGAUUGUCCUCAUGCAAAUCAGUGGGGCAACCAAUUCAUGACCGCACAAUUCGAUUAGACAUCUGCAUAUCCAGCAUCUGCACCCCACAAAAAUCUGCCAAUACCUCGCUGCGCCCCCCAUUCUACAGGCCCCAGCGAGGGCAGCGGCCCACGACCCCGGGGGGUGGUUUAGCCCCCCCCCUCUCUGUCCCCGCGCCCUUUCUCGCCCCCGGCGAUAAUACCUGACCCCGCCCCACAGACGGGACGAGUGGAGUUCAAGGUAAACGGGCUUUCUGCGUCACUGUUGGCGCACAUUCACACCACAGACAACUUCCCUUCUUUUUUUUUUUAAUCAUAUGUAUCGAUUAAUCAGUCUGAUGUUCUUUUUUUUUUUUUUUUUAUGAUAGAGAUUGAACAAUAGGAAGCGAAUCGUUUUACCACAUGUCAGUUGAAUAAACAUCAAUGCAUUUCUAUGAUAGACAGGAGCAUGUCCAAUAAAGUAUCAGAAUAUGAAAUAGUAA
Messenger RNA from Hippocampus comes (tiger tail seahorse), 2195 nucleotides. RefSeq names its product major histocompatibility complex class I-related gene protein-like. Bases 187 to 1260 code for a protein of 357 amino acids. Gene Ontology annotation, biological process: immune response. The record is from RefSeq and is a predicted model, not a curated record. Lineage: Eukaryota; Metazoa; Chordata; Actinopteri; Syngnathiformes; Syngnathidae. Gene Ontology annotation, cellular component: external side of plasma membrane. The transcript is spliced from 6 exons.